AUGUCCUUAUCAGAACCUACUUGGAAUCACUUUGGUUCUCAUCAUCCGUUCCCGGUAAAGCAGGAUUUCGCCAAUUUCUACCCGGACGCUCUUUCUCCAUCCAUUCUACCUCCCCUUUAUCUCUCUGCAUUCCCCCAAACCUCCUCCAUCAACAUGAAUGCCCUUUCAGCCGACGAAAUGGAGCGCUUCCAAAAGCUCUCCAACACCUACCGGCCAGAAACAGAGGGUCCCCCUGUCUCAACAAAACAGCCCAGCCACAAUAUCGCUCUGGAUUAUUCUAAUGCAGACCCGACUCUCGCAGCAAAGACAAAUGCGCUUGCUAACUCCCAUCCCGAAUGUCGUAUCAUGAGGGGUGAUGGGGAUUGUGGUUGGAGAGCGGUGGCUUUUGGGUAUUUCGAAACUCUUUUUGCCCUGAGAGACCCCAUCCGUAUCGAGUCUGAAAUCAAAAGAUUCAAAAAUCUUAAUGGAUUACUGGAACAAGUCGGGAUCGUGCAAGAUAUCUACGAGCUCUUUGUUGAAUCUACGGAAGAUAUCUUGAAUCGGAUUCACACCGCGAUCCAGAACGGUGUUCAAGAUGAAACGUUCCUCGUUGAGGCUUUUAAUGAGGGCUACAGCUCCGAUGCUGUCAUCACUCACUUCCGAUUAUUGACCAGUGCUUGGAUGAAGCUCGACCCGUUACGGUACCAGGCAUUCCUCCUUGACAUACCCGUGGAUCAGUACUGCAGCACCCGAAUAGACCCCGUGAAGACCGAAAUUGACGAAGUGGGUCUCCAGGCGCUGAUCCACAGUGUCAUUGAAGGGUCUGGAUUUGGAGUCGAAAUUCUAUACCUCGACCGAAGUGUGGGGGACGUUGUUACACCGCACCAACUGUCCACCCAUUGUCCUAAUGGGGCAACAAUGCGCCUUCUGUAUCGGCCAGGACACUAUGAUCUCCUGUACCGAGCUGACUCCACUUUGAAUAUGGCACCUAUCGUCAACCUCCAGUAUGGAUUGAGCUCCGACUACACCAGCUGGGACAACGCUACCUUGGGCUUCGACAUGAACUCAAGUCUAAUGGCCAUCCCCAAUCUGAUGCAAGAUUCUGCCUUUGGAAUGGGUGCUCCUAUGUCACCCAUGCCGUCCGUCUCGCCCACGCCGGCCAGUCCCUUCCGCAUGUCUCCGCAACAAGACAUGUACCAAUCACCUAUGCAAAGCCACGUCCCUAUGCCACCAAUCCCCGUUCCCUCUAGUAUCCCUCCCGCUCCACUGUCCUCGGCCCCGCCACCCAUGACUUCACUGCCCAGUCGAUCAUCGGACGGCCCGCAGAUCCGGUUGAACCCCCUCGUAAUGAAACCGAAUCUGAGUCGUUCCCUGCCAGUCACGACACCUUUCAAAAACUCUCCGUACAACCAAGCUCAUUUCCAAAACUCGGACUUCGAGCCAAUUCAUUGGGCACCGCAUGGAAGAUAA
This is a messenger RNA of Penicillium soppii, 1449 nucleotides long. RefSeq names its product OTU family ubiquitin thioesterase. Gene Ontology annotation, biological process: protein K48-linked deubiquitination. Gene Ontology annotation, molecular function: ubiquitin binding; cysteine-type deubiquitinase activity. The transcript is spliced from 7 exons. Bases 1 to 1449 code for a protein of 482 amino acids. The record is from RefSeq and is a predicted model, not a curated record. Gene Ontology annotation, cellular component: nucleus. NCBI's taxonomy places the organism in Eukaryota, Fungi, Ascomycota, Eurotiomycetes, Eurotiales, Aspergillaceae.